CUGCGCUUACUUUCACUUUCUAAUCAUUACAUUAUCGUAUAUUUUUUUUUUUAACUACUCAACAAUUUUCAGGUCGGCGAUCGACGACGACGAUGGCCUCUCCUCCGCCGUUCACCGUCGAAUCUCACCGGUUUUCUCGUCGGACUCUUUUCUCAACUAACCCUAAAUCUUCUCCCCUAUAAUCUCUCCGAAUAUCUCGCUUCCUUGUCUGAACGAACAUCUAUCUCUACUUUCUCACACUGGGUUUUCCUGAUUCUCUUGAGAUCUGAAGCGAGUUACUCAAUCGAUUAAGAUUUCGACCAGCUGGAGUGUUUCCUAACUCGAAUCUGAGUGGUUCUGUUGGAGUUUCCUCGACUGGAUAGUGGGCUCCAUGUAUGAAGUGUUAGAACUUUGAGUUUAAUACUUGAUCUGGAUUGACUACUGCCCUUGGGUCUGAUCGUUAUUUGUUGUAUGUGUUAAAUUUGAGUGGAGAGAUUGAGAACUUUGAUUUGGGUCUUCAUGGAUCAAAAAUUUGAGGAGGCUGUUAGAGCAAAAGAGAAUGCAGAGAGACGAUUUGUUGAAAAAGAUUACAUGGGUGCAAAGAGUUAUGCAUUGAAGGCCCAAAUGAUUUGUCCUGAAUUGGAGGGUAUUGCUCAAAUGGUGGCUACUUUUGAAGUGUAUAUUGCCUCAGAGAUCAAACUUAAUGGGGAAAGUGAUUUCUAUUCAAUCCUUGGUUUAGAACCAUGUUUAGAAAGAACUAAGGUGAAGAAACAGUAUAGAAAGAUGUCUGUUUUGCUUCAUCCUGAUAAGAAUAAAACUAUUGGAGCUGAUGGGGCAUUCAAACUUAUCUCCGAAGCAUGGACUCUUUUGUCUGAUAACAAAAAGCGAGCUUCGUAUAAUAUCCGAAGAAACCAGGUAGUUUCAUCUCAGCUCUUGCAGACAGCAAAUACCCAUCAAAGACACGAUACAUUUUGGACAGUUUGCACGUCUUGUCAAGUUCAGUACGAGUAUUUACGAAAAUACCUUAACAAAAGACUAUCCUGCAAGAACUGCCGUGGUGUUUUCGUUGCUGUUGAGACAGGACUUGCCCCAAUUGCCGGUUCUUACCCUUAUUGUGCCUGGUCAUGUGAUAAUAACGUAUAUAACUCUGUUUCAUAUCCUCCCACCACGAACAACAACAUCCAUUCUGGGUAUGGAUCAGAUUACAGUUCUAAUGUAUCGUUUCAGUGGAGUUCAAAUCCCGGGUCUUCUUCUCAAACGAAUGGGAAUCUCAAUCAACCAAGAUCGGAUGAGCCUGCAAAUCUUAAGGUUGGAAAAAAAAUGAAGGUUGAAAUGGAAGGAGCUUCUAGAAAUGUUGAAAUAACGCCUAAUGGGAAUGGAAAUCCACGAAAUAAUAUUUACAAGAUGACAACUCCUAUCGAGAUUCCCAGUAGGCAAUUUUCUCAAGCUCCUUUCGAUGCGAGGAAAUUUUUAAUGGGAUUUGCGCGAACAGAAAUCCAUAAGAAGCUAGAAGAGAUGAAACCAAAGGGAACCCAACUUUGCGGUUUUCAAUUUGAGUCGAAAGAAUUAAUUGUUCCCGAUCCAGACUUUCACGAUUUCGAUAAGGACAGGACAGAGGACUGUUUCAAGCCGAAGCAAAUAUGGGCUAUAUACGAUGAAGAUGGGAUGCCACGUUUAUAUUGUCUGAUCCGUCAUGUUAUUUCUGUUAAACCGUUCAAAAUGCACAUAAGUUACUUGAGCUCGAAAACUGAUAGUGAAUUCGGGAGUGUAAAUUGGAUAAGUUCGGGUUUCACGAAAUCCUGCGGUGGUUUUAGGGCUUGGAAUGCCGACGUUAUUGACCAAGUCAACAUCUUCUCACAUCUUCUCGACAAGGAAAAGGCUGGACGCGGCGGUUGUGUCAGAAUCUACCCACGAAUCGGGACUGUCUGGGCGAUCUACAGGAAUUGGUCGCCUGAUUGGAACAGAAGGACGCCGAUUGAAUUGAGACGUCAAUAUGAGAUGGUGGAGAUUCUCGACGAUUAUUCUGAGGAACUUGGAGUUUGUGUUGCACCUGUAAUGAAAUUAGACGGGUUCAAGACUGUUUAUGUGAGGAAUUCGGAUAAAAUCUCGAUUCGAUGGAUUUCGAGGAGAGAGAUGCUGCGGUUUUCGCAUCAGGUACCUUCUUGGCCUCUUAGGGAUGAAGGGUUUGCUCAUUUACCUGAUAAUUGUUGGGAUCUGGAUCCUGCUGCAACACCUGAUGAACUUCUUCAAGUUGAAAACGAUAAGAAUAGUGAGGAGGAGGAGAAGCCGUUUCAGGUUGAUAACUUGAAGUAAUCGUGUAGAAUAUGUACACAAUUAGAUGAAAGGAUCUGAAGCUGACUGGUGGGCAUUGACGACGAUAAAGAAAGCUUCUUCUAUCUGUGAUUCUGAUAUGGGGAUUUGUAUUCCGAAGAAAGCGAGGUGAGCAGAUUUGUCUUUGAGACAGGUUAGUAAACUGGUAAUUGGUAGUUAUAAUGCUCUAAUUCUAUUGACCUGAGAAACAAAGAAUUUCAAAUUAUUGUCAAGAGUUAUAAUCUCGAAACAUUUAUGACAUUUUUUCUUCUUCUCAAAUUUUCAUGUAAGAAUUGAAGGGAUCUUCCUUCCUAGUGUCUUUUAAACUAAUUUGAUAGAUGAUAUUGAUUUC
Impatiens glandulifera is the source of this 2641-nucleotide messenger RNA. RefSeq lists its product as uncharacterized. The coding region runs from base 499 to 2292 and encodes 597 amino acids. The transcript is spliced from 3 exons. NCBI's taxonomy places the organism in Eukaryota, Viridiplantae, Streptophyta, Magnoliopsida, Ericales, Balsaminaceae. The record is from RefSeq and is a predicted model, not a curated record.